Messenger RNA from Aspergillus puulaauensis, 969 nucleotides. RefSeq lists its product as uncharacterized. The record is from RefSeq and is a predicted model, not a curated record. NCBI's taxonomy places the organism in Eukaryota, Fungi, Ascomycota, Eurotiomycetes, Eurotiales, Aspergillaceae. The transcript has 2 exons. Bases 1 to 969 code for a protein of 322 amino acids.
AUGAGUGGCCGAGCACCUCCUGGGAAAUGGCCGCAUAGUCGCCUGAAACCGGUGACUGAUCCCCUAGAGUCCGUAGGAUUCGUGUCCAAAGGAGAUCGCAAGUUACUAAACCAAAAAGCCCAGAAGGACUACUAUGACAAGAUUGUCACUAGAUACAUUGGAUUUUGUGCGCGGCACUCCAAGAACUUGGAAGCAGCCUGGUUGUCUUUGCCCCGAAGUGCCUCGACCGACGCAACAAGAAACCCCCCAGCUUCCGUUUCACAGUCAACCAAACCGGCAGUAUCACCCGGUCCCUCAGCUGCCACAGAGUUGUCCACCCUCCUUCUUUCCCUUCGUAAGCUUCGAGAGGCCGUAUUGGCCACUGCCUCAAUCACCCCCAUCGCGUUUUCACAACGAGUCCAUGUGUUCUCCAUCAAAGUCUCAAUCCAAGCUCGACAUCCGCCGUCCUACUUUCCUUCCCUCCGCCACCUUCUCGACGACCUCCACACCUCUUCUAAUCCGUUACCGGAAUCGGAGUUGAAAGAUCACAUUUCAUACCUCAUCCUUGACUAUGCGUGCCGGCAAGAGGAUUUAGCGGCCGCCUUUGAGCUGCGCGCACGGGCGCGCAGGCAGUAUAAUUACCAGUCACGGGAGGUUGAUCAGACUCUGCAAGCCAUCGCGCAUGAUAAUUGGAUUUUAUUCUGGCGGGUUCGAAAAGAAGUCGAUUCAUCCAUGUGCGCAGUGAUGAAUUGGGCAGAAGAUCGGGUUCGACGGCACGCUCUUAAAGCAGUUGGUAAGGCUUACUUGGGUGUCGACGUUGCGUGGAUUGUUGAAGGCUGUACUGGGAAUCACACAUGGACAUGGGAUAAGCUGGCGGAGAGAGAGAAACUAGGGUGGGAGAAAGAAGGCGAUAGGAUUAUAAUCCGAAAACCGAGACCAAAGCCAAAACCCGAGGGCAAUCUUACGCCCAUACAGGAAAGUACAGGUUGA